Messenger RNA from Drosophila obscura, 2087 nucleotides. Its product is annotated as trichohyalin. Lineage: Eukaryota; Metazoa; Arthropoda; Insecta; Diptera; Drosophilidae. The coding region runs from base 114 to 1865 and encodes 583 amino acids. The transcript has a single exon. The record is from RefSeq and is a predicted model, not a curated record.
UGUCAGAGAUUUCGUAGUGCUCUCACAAUCUCCCCCAACAACCCACACCCAUAACCCCUCAUAGACAGACUGUAGAAACAUUUGCACGGAGAGAAAAAUCCCUCGCUCGAAAGAUGCCAAAGGAGAGAAUGCCGUGCGAGCCGCGGCCAUCGCGGACUCUGCUAUCGCCAGAUUGCUUUGAUCGUUCCGGAAAGUUGGUUUAUUACGAGAAUGCAGCUGCUGGCAUGUUGAAGCAGGAGGAAGUCCCUUGUGGCGUGCGCAAGGACAGGCCGGUGAAGCCCAAGGACGUGCAUGGCAAGCGCAUGCUGCCGCCGGGCACACGUCCACCGGGACGUGUCCCAGGUGCCUUGGCCGCCAUGGCACGCCGCAUCGGCGGCAACAAGCCGACGCCCAGCGAGAAGCGUGCCGAGUCCGGCAAGGCCACCUUCUUCCAUGUGCAGGGCCAGUCGUGGGAGUCGAAGGGCUUUGCCGAGCUCACGCCCACAGAGCUGGAGCGGAUGCGUUCGGGCCGGCCAAAGAGCGCCGAUGAGAAGCGGGCGGAGCAGGCCCAGAAACAGGAAGAGCAGCGCGAACACACUGAAGAGACCGAACGGAUCCGCAACUAUUUUCACGCCAUUGACGAGCAGCGGCGCGAGAAGGAGCGCGAGCGCCAGCGGCAGCAGGAUGUGGAGGCGGCCGACGUUGACGAGGAGCAGCGGGCGGAGGCGAAGCGCCUCAAGGUGUUGCAUCAUUCGCUGAACGCCAAAUACGAGAUGGACGAACGGGUGCGGGAGGCGACCAAGGCCAUUUCCGAGGCCAAAUGCAGUGCCAUGUGGACGGCCCAGAUACAGGAGCGUCGCCUGCUAGACCGUAUCCAGGCCGAAUAUGACGCCCAUCAGGCGCGCAAGAAUCUCGAGUUUAACAACAGCAAGUGGGGCACCGUCGAGCAGAAGGACGCGGCCGACGAGGACAAGCGCCGCCAGUUUGGUGCGGAUGUCCGCCAGCAGAUCCUCGACCGUGAGAAGAUGCGCUACGUGGCCCAGGACCGGCAGAAGCAGGAGGCACGCGAGAUGCGUGUGGCUGUCGACGAAUACAAGAAGGCGGAGGCCCAUCAUGUCCAGACCAUCUCCAAGGGUAAGCUGAACUAUCGCGAGGAGCUGGACAAGUACUCCAAGAUGCAUCGUGAGUUUGUGCGCAUGAUGUGCCAGCAGGACCAGAGCGACGAGCAGCGCGCCUACGACUAUCUGCUGCAGAAGGAGGCCAAGCUGCGGGAGGAGCGUGCCGAGAUGAAGGCCCACAAGGCCGAGGUGAAGCGGCAGCGUGACGCUCUGUUUGUCGUACAGCAGAAGAUUCUCGAUGCCAAGGACAAUCAGGACGAGAUGCGCUUCAUUGCCGAGCACGAGCGACUCGAGCGCAAGUAUCGCGAAACGGAGCGCCUGGCCGCCGAAAAGGAGCGCCGCAUCGCCGACGAACUGCGUAAGGGCAAUCUCGAGCAGCUGGACCGCCUCAGCCAGAUGAAGGCCUGCUACUACGCCCAGCGGGAGCGCGACAACAAGUUAAUGCUGCAGUACCGUGCCGAGGAGGAGGAGCUGAGCAAGGCUGAGGCCGCGGCGGACAAGGUGAAGCGGGAGAAUCUCCGCUCGGGCGUCGCCUGUCAGAUGGAGGAGCGCGAAAAGGCCCGUCGCCGUGAGCUUGCCGCCGAACGGCUUGAGUUCGAGAAGGCACGCGCCGCGGAGAUUCAACGCCAGACAGAGAUCGAUACGGUGAUUGCCGUGAAGCUGGAUGAUCUGACCAAGCGUGGAUGUCUGCCAGGGAAAGCCCUCAAUACGCUGAAGGGUCGUGUGGCAAAUGCGGCACACAAGAAGCUGGGGGCAGAGAUGAGUUAAGCUCUGCCCCACACACACCACACCACACACACAUUACACUCAUUUAUACACACACACAAAAGUCCUCUCCAUACACAUGCACACACGCACACUUCAGAAGAUGACAAAUGGCACUAAACACACACAAAAACAAAAACACACACACACACACAGACGUGUAUACGUAUAUGUAUAUGUAUGUAAGAGAAUGCCACGAAUUAAAACUUGAAGCAUACUCUGCGG